CAGUCACGCAGAAAAUUUCCUGACUCAAAAGUUUGUGUGUUCUCCAAAGGCAAUACUGGGGUAUACGAUACAAUGGGAUAGGAUUUAUUAUUUAGGAUAUUGUUUUAAAUUCGGAUGAUGGAUAACGUACGACAGCAUCGAAAAAUACUUCGUUCACCAUCAGUUAAGAGAAAAAACAAAGUUCUGCCCGUAAAUCAAAGAGUUCAGUUGCAGAGAGUGUUAGGAGUGACAGUGUCAUCUAAUGCUGGCCUCUCAUGUGACUCCAAUAAUGGAACUAUUGCCUAUCCUGCAGGCUGUGUUGUGGUGCUGUUCAACCCCAGAAGAAACAAACAGUCUCACAUCUUCAACACCACCAAGAAAACAAUCACAGCUCUUGCGUUUUCGCGUGAUGGCAAGCAUCUCAUUACAGGCGAGACCGGUCACCAGCCGGCCGUACGUGUGUGGGAUGUGGCAGAGAAGACACAAGUGGCCGAGUUCCGUGGUCACAAGUUCGGCAUCAACUGUGUGGCCUUCUCCCCCAACAUGAAAGAAGUGGUCUCAGUGGGGACCCAGCAUGACAUGAUGAUCAAUGUCUGGAACUGGAAGACUGGCAACAAAGUGGCCUGUAACAAUGUCUCCAGCAAGGUCAGUGCCAUAGCUUUCUCAGAAGAUGGCAAAUGUUUUGUGACAGUUGGCAACAGACACGUCAGGUUUUGGUACUUGGAAGAAAGGAGAUCAAAGAUCAAUCAAACCGUUCCACUGAUGGGUCGCUCUGGCAUUCUGGGAGAUCAGAAGAACAAUUUUUUCUGUGACGUUGUGGCAGGCCAGGGCCCCAUGUGUGGCAGAUUUUUUGUCAUCACCCAAUCUGGCCUGCUGUGUGAGUUCAAUGAGAAGAGGCAGCUGGACAAGUGGGUGGAGUUACGGACCAAGUCAGCCAACUGUAUAACAGCUGGGCAGGAGCAUAUAUUUGUUGGCUGCGCUGAGGGGGUUGUCCGUGUCUUCAGCUCCACAUCUCUACACUACCUGUGUUCACUGCCCAAACCACAUCACCUGGGUGUAGAGGUCACUACAGCUACAAGUCCAAGUCACAUGGUGGCUCACAGCCAAGAUGCCAAAUACCCAGACACUAAGGCUAUAGCUAUUGAUGAUGAUCAUAAAAAGGUUACAUGUAUAUAUAAUGACCGUAGUGUUUAUAUAUGGGAUGUUCAUGACAUCAAAAGGGUGGGAAAGGCUUGGUCAUUUCUGUAUCACAGUGGAUGUAUCUGGUCUCUUGAGGUGUACCCCCAGCUAGAGGAAGGCACCAAGUCCUGUCUCCCACCUGGUUCCUUUCUGACAGCCUCAGGUGACAACACUAUACGUGUCUGGAACCUGAACACACAUAUGCCAGAGAACACUGCAUACAAACGCAAUAUUUAUAGCAAUGAGUUGUUGAAAAUAGUUUAUGCAGAUCCUACACUGACGUCAUUAUGUAAUGUUGAUUACAACCCAGCUGGGGCUACAGACAAAACUGACACAACGUAUGAUGGGAAAAAUGGCGUCAGGUCAAUUAGGGUGAGCCCAGAUGGAGCUGAUUUGGCUUCUGGAGACAGGCAAGGCAAUAUCAGGAUCUAUGACAUGGAUUAUCUGAAUGAGAAAAAAAGUGUAGAAGCCCACGAAGCAGAUGUAAUGUGCCUAGAAUACUCAUACACCCAACAUGGCAAGUUUUUAGCCACUUCCAGCCGUGAUAGGCUCAUCCACGUGUUUGAUGUGGACCAGAACUACGGCCUGGUCCAGACACUAGGUGACCACUCGUCAUCCAUCACUGCCGUCAGGUUCACUGACACCGACGACAAACUUCGCAUGAUCAGCUGUGGGGCAGACAAAUCCAUUUUACUUAGGAAUGCUGUCACUUCCCCAGACUUUCAGUUCCAGUUAGAACACCACUUAGCUACAAAGAUAACACUAUAUGACAUGGUGAUAGACCCUACACAGAAGUGCCUUGCUACAGCCUGUCAAGACAGAAAUGUUCGACUUUACAACAUUCAAACCACAAAAGAAAAAAAAUGCUACAAAGGUUCGGCAGGAGACGAGGGUGUCUUGUUGCGCAUCCAUCUGGACCCCUCAGGGACUUACGCAGCCACCACAUGUACAGAUAAGAAUGUUUGUAUCCUGGACUUCAACACGGGAGAGCUCAUGGCUACCAUGUAUGGGCAUUCAGAGGUCAUUACUGGGGUGAAGUUUGCUAAUGAUUUGAAGCAUGUGAUCACAGUUUCUGCUGAUGGCUGUAUAUUUGUCUGGAGAUUGCCUUCAGAAAUGACCAAUCAAAUCAAAGGGAGGCUACUGGAGUUAGGAAAACAUAUGAAGGAUACAGACUAUUUUCGAUCUGACCAGCCUCUGAUGCCCAACCCAGUGAUGCUGGAGAACACAAUCUCUGAGGGCAACUUCCAUGUGGUUAAAUCAGCAUCGGUCAGCCACAUCCCCAUGCAGGACACUGAGAGUGUUGAUGGGAGGGAGGAUGAUGAUGACAAGGAGGUCUUUGAUGACACAGCCAGCCACGCCAGCCUAGAUUAUCGCUUUAGCAUUGGACAGCUGCCCAACUGGGCAAAGGCUAAGUUUGGUGAUUCCCACACUGAUGGCCUAGAGAACAACCAAGAACAGCUGCAGCCCAAAGGUCGGUGGGCACAGAGAGUUGACCACAACAUUGAGUUCAAGUCUCAGCUGGACCUUACUUCAGAUGAGGACACCAUUAGUACCUACACUGCCAGUCGUCGUCAGGAGCUGGCAGGUGAACUGAGUGUAGGCCAUCUCUCAGACAUACGCAGGGAGACUGUUGUGUUAGGGAGGACUGUUAAAAGCAAGAAUGUACCUGUGAUAGGAGAUGACUUCAGGGGAUCACCAGGUGACCUACAUCUACCUGCAUCUGCUAGGGAACUUCGAGAAAUGGAAAAGAUGAACAGACAUUCAUUUGCUCAGUACAAGUCAGACACUGCUCUCAACAUCACAGCUAGGAGAUCUAUGGACCCCUAUGACCUUCUCCAUGGCAACAGCCUGGAGUUGGAUGACACAGAUGAGCAGGAUACUGGGUCAGACACGACAGAGGUCAUUUACCCACCCACUGACCAGGACUCUGACCUUUUUGCCAGCACCUACCAAAUAUUUGCUGCGGAUGACAAGAAGAUACAAGGCUCUGGGUCUGGCAUAGGGAACACAUCCAGCCAUGAUGAUGCCUCAGAAAGUACUGACCCCGUGUCUGUGGACGAUGAUGAUGACCACAACGAUGAAACCCUGGCCUUGUCCAACCCAACAACACCCUCUGACCCAGACAAAGAAUUUUUGGCCCGGACCCCAGACAAGGAAGACUUUGUGAGAGAAAACUUUGAGGAGGACACCUUCUCCCCAAUGCCACUAGAGAAGUUCAACAAGUCUGUGGACAACCUGGAGAUCCACCACUCCAUGGAUGGCACUGUCAUCUCAGUGGCAGAGUCCACCCCAUUCAGCCCCAGGCUCAGUCUCUCUGCCAGGUUCAUGUCCAGGGCUCAGACCCCUCACAAGAUCCUGUCCUCUGGUCAGAUAGGCUACAGACCUGACAACUGGUUUAGUCGCAACAAGCUGGAAAUGUCAAGGGCUAUGGAUGAAACCCGUAAAAGCCUUUUAGCUGCCAGGCACUCCAUAUUAGCUGUGCAUAUGAGCCUACACAGAAACUCCCUGGAUUCAGAUUCUCCAGACAAGGAAGACCCUCCAUCUCCACCCACUAAACUUGAAGAUGAGGAAGCCAAGUUUCCUGCACUUGAUGGUGGUCCAAUGACAAGUUCUCCUAUCACAGGUGAUUUUGAGAAUCGUAUAAAAAACAGUCCAAAAGAUCCAUUCCCAUUGACCAAGUCAUCUCUAGCCAGCAGCAGUUCCCCCAUUAGACCAGCUGUCUCCUCUGUGACCAGCCCUGUGGCCAGACGAAUCAACCAGGAGAGAGAAAGAAGGAAGAGCUGCGGCAAGAGUCAGGAGCCACAGGACAAUAAGACAGCUGACUCCACUAAUGGCACCAGCACCGACACCUCACAGAGACCAACAACAAGUAGGAUCAGACCAACAUACUUCAAGCCCACCCAGAGUUCUAAGAACAAGGUGAACAGAGUCAGUGAUGGAGGAAUGGAGUCUACUCUAGCCUCUAAAGUUACAGAUCUCGGGAAAAAACCAAUUAGGAGCCGAAGCAAACUGGCCGGGUCAAAACUUGCAAUGUAUGCUUCCACGCCUAAUUUGAUCCUCGGAGCUGAAGACGAUGAUGUGGAAACUGAAGAAAAACCUCAGAAACCUGCGGCUAUAUUUUCAUCCAAUCUCCGCCUGUCGGCUGACCUGUCCCGCAGCGUCCCUGAUGUUAAUGACGCAGACUCCAGCACCGACAGCAGCUCGACCGGGUCAUCAACAAAAUCCUCCCGUAGGUCGGAGCCUCUCCAGUCUAAAUUUAUCUCCAGAUUUUCUGCAGCUGCGGCCCUGAAUGACCAAAAACUGAUGCCCCCACCCAGUAGCAUUCCAAGCACCUCACGCUUCAAUGGGAGCUCAUCACAGACUGCUGGCACCUACCUGCUGAGGAAAGACAGCGGGGAGAUCCAGCCCAGGAGGAAGUUGUCAGCGUCUGAGAUGACUUUAGACCAAGCUAAGAACAUCCUUCUUGGCAAGUCUGGUGUGUUGAACAAAGCCCCUGAGACCGCUCCUAUUCCAAUAGUCCCAUCCCGGGCCAUGAGAGACUCGAGGGCGUCCAGCAUCUCCUCUGUGUCCACCCUCAUGUCCAGCGGCUCCCCGCCCUUGUUUGAUUCUGAUCUGGCCCACGCCAGCCCCUCUCAGCUGGCUGUAGCUGAGGAAAUAGAGUACACAGCCAACAUGCUGCGGCACCAGAAGCAGGCCAGCAGCCAUUUCUCUCCAGAGCGUCUCAGUUCACACGCCCCCUCAAAUCUUGAGGCCAGUCCUCUAGACCUGCCAGAGAGGGACCAACCUUCUCCCAACACACGCAGAACCUCGCCCAAACCACAGCCACCUGUACAAUCUUCUCAGUGUCCAAACUUUAGUUUAUCCGCCUCACAGCCCAUCCAGAGUGGCAGUUUAUCUCGAACAACUGCUAACAACACUUUCACCAUAUCCACGGAUGUGAAAUCUAAAGAUUUCACAUCCGUGGAUAAAAGUAAGGAGAGUGGGGAUGAUGAGACCCCUGGCUCUAUAAGAGACCGCAUCGCCAGGUUUCAGACUCAGAAUAUGGACCCAGUGGUCAGUGGCUCGAGUCCUCGCUCAUCAAGUCCUUACAGACGGACACUGCCAGCCUCCCCCAUUGUAGCGCCAUCUCAGGGUGAGGAUCAGGAUAGCCCUCCACCAGACCACAGUGACACGGGCCAGGGGUCAGAUUCAUCAGACAACUCACACAUCAACACUGCUACAUACACUAUAGGGAACAAGCUCAUUGCUGUACAAAACUCUCACCAAGAGACCAGCAGACCGGAUAGAUCAAAACUUGGUUUACCUUUGCCCACAUCACCAAGUUCUCAAGUAUUUGUAAACCACUGCCAAUCAGUUUUAAAUGAAUUCCAUUCUGAUCUCAGUAAAGUCAAAGAACUCUUUUACCAGGUUGAAGGUAAAACAGAUGAGAACUCCCAGCAGGUGUUGGCCAUGUUGGGGCAGACCUUCCACGAGGCCCAUCAGCUUCUCACAGAGCUGGCUGCUAAAACACAGCGCAGUGCCAGCCCCUCCCUGCACUCAUCACUGCAGCUAUCUCAGGACUCACAGGCUAAAACAUUCCACUCCUCCGGCCUGAAGAACUCCGACACAGAAACCGUGGUCAGCACCAGCGCGUCGCUGGUCAACUCGUCAGUGGGACAGUCACACGAUGACCAGCUGGCCAUCCUGUCAGCGACAAAGGACAUGUUGCAGCCGUUUGUCAGUCAACUGUCACAUGACUUGAGCAGAGGGAUUAUCAAGUACAUCAAGGAAAAAGUGGAUGAAAGUGAAAAUCCAUCGAUUGUUUGAUGUUUGGAGGAAGUUUUGAGUUAUAUAUUGAGUGAACCAUCAUUAGACAACAUUGAAUCAUUGUCAGUAUAAUUUGCACAAAAGUUAAACGUUUCAUACAUUAUGUUUGUAAUAAAAUUAUUUCUAAUUCAUUCUAUUGUCCUCAAAAAUAUCAUUGGGUAUGACAGAUAUUCAAGAAUAACCACCAGUACUAUGUUCUGUUUAUCAUCACUGUACCAGUCAUUACCACCAUAUAGAGUUCACUUUUUUUUUUAUCAAGCUCUAAACAGCCAGUUAAUUUUAGGGUGUUUUUUUUUUUUUAGUUUAGAUUCAACAUUUCAUUAUUUGUUUUCUAUAGAUGCAAAAAAGUCUGACUGACCAAACUGCAUUAAAUUAAAAUAGCUGUAGAUGUUUCAAGUUGCCAACAGUGUGUUGUAAAUGUGCAAUAUAUUCAGGUUAUAUUUUUUUUGUUUAACUUCUCAAACUCUUUACACACUUUUUCCCUUCACCAACUAUUUCAAAACUUUCAGAGCAACUGUUCUCUGAAAUUACCUUUCUGAUGUACUUAACACUAUAUAACAGCCAGCCUGUUCUAACCCAGUAGCCCAUGACUUGUAACAUGAGCUCAGUUAGAUCCAACUGACCUAGGUAUACCUUUUGCUCACUACUGGUUGUGAAGUCUACAACUCACAAUUAAAAUGUUAUUUAGUCUCAGUUUUAGAUUGUUUGAGUUUAUAGGUACAGACACUCUCUAGUACAGAAAAUCAUAGAUGUGUAGACUAAUCACAUUGAAAAUUGAAGCUUAUUGUGUUUUGUCUGUUUUUUUUUUAAUAGUGUCUCUGCUGGCUUGAAUCAUUGGUCAUUAUGUUGCAACACUGACAUUAAAAAUGUCAAUCAACUUAUGCAAGCAAUAUUAGCUCACUAUUAGCCUAUAUGUGAUGUAAAUAAAAAUUAUACUGAUCAUCAUGAAGAUUAAAUCUGCCUUUACUUAAACAAGAUAUGUAUACAGGUUAUGUUGAAAUAUUUUGUGUUAUGUUUCGUGAAAUUGUAUUCAAUAACAAACCACAAUUUUGACCAAUGCAAUGCCAGUUGAAAACUUGCUGAUUAUUUGUUUUCAUUUUUAAGAUUAACAUCAGGUUGUGUUUGUGAAGUUAACUUGGCUACAGAUUGUAUGGUUGUGUAAAUAUGUUAUCCAUUUUUGAUGGCCAUAGAUUAUAUGGUUGUGAAACCACACAUUAUUUCUCCUCUCCCCUCCCCCUCCCAAACUUUUGUGAUGUGUUUCCUGAUUUGGAGCUUCCAUUAUGUCUGCAAUACCCCUGCAUCUUUCAAUCACAAGCACACACUGAUUUGAUUAGAAGCUUCCAACUUCUGCAAAACCCUUUCAUCUUUCACAAAGGCUGUGUUGAUCUGACUGUAAUGUGUGAAAGUAGUGAGAAAAAAUAAGUCACAUUUAGUCACUGUUGCUUCAUGUGCUUCUGCACAAAACUGUAACAAUACAAUCAACACUGGUAGAACUUUUAAUAAACACACAACUUUUGUUUCAAAGGGUUCUCUUUAUGCUUAAAAAAUAAAUAAUGUUAUUUUCCUAUAAAAUUAAUGGAAAAAUGCUUUUCUACUUUAUACAUCAGAAAUGGCUUUAAACUUUUGAAAACAAAUACUUUGUAAGAGUUUAAUUUUUAUUUGUUUAUGUUUCCUACAUUGUUUAACUUUUGGAAUGAAUAUCUCUAAGAAUUGAAAAUGCUGAUUAUAAACAAUGAACCUUUCAACUGUGAUACAACCCUAGAUCAAUAUUUUGUCUGGCUGUAUGCACUAAUUUUAAAAUGUAUCAAAGCCUUGUAAUAUUAUGUCACAUGCAGAUGUUUAUUAACUACCAUCACAAUGGGUUUCUUUAAGGACAGAUAAUUUCAAUUUGUCUUAUACUAAUGCUUUUUUUUUACUUACACUUUUUUGGCUAAAAUGUUUGUCAAUCACCCAUUGUCCAUUUUUCAAGUGUUCAUUUUGUUAAAGAAAAAAAAUAGCCUUAUUCUACCCAAAAAUUGCUAUUAUUAUAGCUUUAUUAAAAUACAAAUCCAAGUGAGGUAGUUGUAAAUGUAAAAAUACAUGAUAAUUUCUUUCUAAAAAUGGCCAUGACAUAAACCCAGUUAGUGAUGUGUUUUAACAUCUCUGUUGGGGAUAAUGCUUGACUGCUGUGGACUGGAACAUUCCAUUUAUAAUCUUCAUGGGCUCAUCUUGGUUAUCAUCCAUCAGCUCAUUUAAAAUGUAUUUAUUUUUGUACGCUAAUGCUCUGUGACAACAGUAACAAGCUUAAAGCACAAUAAAUAAUCUUUACCUAAGGUUCAAUUUGGUUUGAUUUUUUUCUUCUUAAUUUUGAAUUUAUUUACUUAUGUUUUGAGUUCCAAUGAAACUAGGGCAAAGAACUGCCAUUGUACAAAUUUCAGUUAGACAAGAGUUACUAACCCUGACUAGUUUAUAGUUGUAAAUAAUCUUAUAAGUUUAGGUUUGUUGCUUGAAAUAAAUGUCUCCAUGUUCAAGUAAUCUAUGCAUUUCAUUUGUGUCAGUUCUUUAUGGCAAAUUCUACUGUUAAAACUAAUUAUUAAAUUUUGCUAAAAAUAAAGUAUUUUGAAUAGA
Physella acuta is the source of this 8571-nucleotide messenger RNA. RefSeq names its product WD repeat-containing protein 62. The record is from RefSeq and is a predicted model, not a curated record. Gene Ontology annotation, biological process: positive regulation of JNK cascade; negative regulation of canonical NF-kappaB signal transduction. Gene Ontology annotation, molecular function: protein binding. NCBI's taxonomy places the organism in Eukaryota, Metazoa, Mollusca, Gastropoda, Physidae. Gene Ontology annotation, cellular component: cytoplasm.